Leptonychotes weddellii (Weddell seal) is the source of this 1410-nucleotide messenger RNA. RefSeq names its product tripartite motif containing 75 (gene TRIM75). Gene Ontology annotation, molecular function: protein binding. NCBI's taxonomy places the organism in Eukaryota, Metazoa, Chordata, Mammalia, Carnivora, Phocidae. The record is from RefSeq and is a predicted model, not a curated record.
AUGGCAGUCCCGGCAGCCCUGGCAGGACUCCAGGCAGAAGCCAACUGUCCCAUCUGUCUGGAUUACCUCAGAGACCCCGUCACCACCGAAUGUGGGCACAACUUCUGUCGCUGCUGCAUCCAGCAGUCCUGGGCUGAUCGCAAGGACAGGUUCCCGUGCCCCGUGUGCCGUCACACGUACCAAGAGAGGCACUUGAGGAGCAACACCCAGCUGGGAAGGAUGAUUGACAUUGCCAAGCUCCUCCACGUCACCAGGAGCAAGAAGAGGAGGCCGGAAGAGAGGCACUGGUGUGAGAAGCACAACCAGGUCCUGACCCUCUUCUGCGAGGAGGACCUUGAGGUGUUGUGUCCCAAGUGCACGCAGCCCCCUGGCCACCAGGACCACCAGGUGAGGCCCCUGGAGGAGGCCGCCUCUCAUCACAGGCAGAGGCUCAGCCGUUACAUCAGGCCCCUGAAGAAGCAGGUGGCAGACAUUCAGAAAUUAAUACACAUUCAAAGCAAAAAACCCUUAGAGCUGAAAGAGAAGGUGGAAAACCAAAGGCAGGAAUUACUCUCUGAAUUUGAGUGCCUGAAGCAAUUUUUAGAACGUGAUCAAGCAGCAGUUCUUUCGAGGUUAGCUGAUGAAGAGAAGGACAUGCAGCAGAAGCUCAGUGCAAACAUAACCGCAUUUUCAAACUACAUCUCCACACUCAAAGGUCUACUGAGUAAAGUAGCAGAGAACAGUGUGCUGUCUGAAUUGGAAUUGCUGUCACAAAUUAAAAAUUUCUACAGGAGAUCUGAGGAUGAGAUCAGUCCAUCAAUUUUCUCAGUCCAGUUAAGAAGAGAAGGCUGCAGCUUUCCUCCCCAGUAUUCCGCUUUGCAGAAAAUUAUAAACAAAUUUAGAGUAGACAUUAUCCUAGACCAGGAGACGGCACACCCUAACUUGAUUGUCUCGGAGGAUAAGAAACGUGUGACAUUUACGAAGAGAAAACAAAAUGUUCCUCAUUUUCCAAAAAGAUUUACAGCCAAUACAAUCGUCCUGGGUUUUCCAUAUUUUUACUCUGGCAGGCAUUACUGGGAAGUAGAAGUGGGAGACAAGUCUGAAUGGGCUGUGGGGAUUUGCAAAGACUCUCUUCCCACAAAGGCCAGGAGAUCUCCCUUGGCCUGGCAGGAGUGCUGGAUGAUUCAGCGGCAGGAAGGUGGCUAUGAGGCGGUGGGAGCUACACCAACCCUCCUGCGGUUAGACGCGAACCCCAGAGGCAUUGGGAUUUUCUUGGACUAUGAGCUGGGUGAGAUCUCAUUUUAUAACAGGACCGAAAAAUCUCACAUCUAUACUUUCACUGACACUUUUACUAGACCUCUUAGGCCUUACUUCUAUGUAGGACCUGAUUCAAAACCUCUCCGGAUCUGUACGGGAACAGAUUAUGAAUGA